This is a messenger RNA of Cladocopium goreaui, 3946 nucleotides long. NCBI's taxonomy places the organism in Eukaryota, Dinophyceae, Suessiales, Symbiodiniaceae. The record is from the annotation of a GenBank genome assembly.
AUGUCGGACAUGGUCGAGCCUAAGCGGGCCACGUAUGGCCGUCAUUGGAUACCGAAAGACCAGCAGCCGCCAAAGAAGCCAGCGAAAGUGGCACUGUUUCCAGUGGUCGACAAGCGCACGCAAAAGUUGAACAAGCAAGGCUCAGAGGCGAAAGAAAAAAUCCUCGCCAAGUAUCAGAAGAAAACAAGCACUCGAACAUCACCAAAAGGACACAUGCUCUGGGCCCACGAGACCUUUGACGCUGAGCAAAUGGCCCGACGUUUUCGCUUCGGUGAACAGGUCAGUCCUGCGCUGGUCACCGAAGCGCGCAUGAAGGCUGUGAUGGAUCCAUUCCCACGGGUGCUGGGCUGGAAAGUGAACUCACAGACGGAUCGGAGAAAAUCUGCCAUCAAUGUGACUGUCAGGUACAAUUGCCUACAUCAAAGUGGCGCACCCUAUGAAGAUAUGGUGCCUUUGUGGAGCCUGUGGGAAUUGGUGUCCUUCGGAAAAGCCUUGAAACAGAUUGGAACAAAGAGAACGGCGAAAAUUCCCCAUGCGGCGGAAUUGUGUGCCCGGUGCCCAGCUUUUUGGUGGUCCCUGGCGCUGUGGGCCUUCAGCGAAGUCACACGCACCGUGGACAAGGCCUCCUGGAACACCCUGCCGACGGAAGCCGCGGCCAAGGCAGCGAGGAAGGCGAAAGUCGCGAAAGGAAAAAGUGACGAUGAAAGCCGAGACGAGGCAGAAGCUCCGGCAGUCGCGGAGUCGGAUCAGCUUCAACUGGUCCCGGCGGAGGACGACGACGUCCACGUCCACGUCGACGACGUCGACGGACCCGCCGUUUCGGCGGUUCCCAGAAAGACGGUCCCAAAUUGGCCCCCGCAGUGUCCUAGGAGCCGAGCAGUCUCCAUCCCUGGCCCCUUCGAGACGUUGAUUCAAACGUUUUUUCAAGGCUGUUGGGAGGACCUAUCGGAACGGACCAUCCAGCACCGCAUUGCAGCAGUUCUGGGGGUCAAGGCGGGCCCGCUGCCGCAGAGCUAUCACGUGCUGCGAGAGGAAAGCAUGACAGAGGAGAUGAAGGAAAGUGAAGAGAGGUAUCGUGCGCAGAUGAAGGAGUUCAAAGGACAGGUGCUGGAAAAGAACAAGGAGUCUUAUCGGCAGAGGCAGGCCUUGGAGACGGUGAAGAAGACGUUGGCAGAUUUGCCCCAGGAGCUCCAGCAGCAGCUGCUGGACGAAUUGCAGCCACAAGUUGAGGACCAAAGGAAAAGGAAGAGGGAUCCGCUGGAAGAUGAGAUUUUUGGUUGCAGUGAUGACGAGAAUGCAGAGGAAAAGAGGGCGCCAGAGGAAAAAGAGUGCAAAGCUGCAAAAAGGAGAAAGGAAGAGAGGCAGAAAAGCAAGGACAAAGAUCCUGCAGAGACUGAGGAGCCAAAGCCCAUGAAGAAAAAGAAGCCACCAGAGGAAAAAGCGCCAGAAGCGGCAAAAGAGAGAAAAGAAGAGAGGCAGAAAAGCAAGGACAAAGAUCCUGCAGAGACUGAGGAGCCAAAGCCUAUGAAGAAGAAGAAGCCACCAGAGGACAAAGCGCCAGAAGCGGCAAAAGACCAGAAGGAAGAGAGGCAGAAAAGCAAGGACGAAGAUCCUGCAGAGACUGAAGAGCCAAAGCCUAGGAAGAAGAAGCAGAAGAAGCCACCAGAGGACAAAGCGCCAGAAGCGGCAAAAGACCAGAAGGAAGAGAGGCAGAAAAGCAAGGACAAAGAUCCUGCAGAGACUGAGGAGCCAAAGCCUAUGAAGAAGAAGCCACCAGAGGACAAAGCGCCAGAAGCGGCAAAAGACCAGAAGGAAGAGAGGCAGAAAAGCAAGGACGAAGAUCCUGCAGAGACUGAGGAGCCAAAGCCUAGGAAGAAGAAGAAGCCACCAGAGGACAAAGCGCCAGAAGCGGCAAAAGACCAGAAGGAAGAGAGGCAGAAAAGCAAGGACAAAGAUCCUGCAGAGACUGAGGAGCCAAAGCCUAUGAAGAAGAAGAAGCCACCAGAGGACAAAGCGCCAGAAGCGGCAAAAGAGAGAAAAGAAGAGACUGCAGAGUCGUUGAAGAAAAAGAUGGCUUCAGAGAACAAAGCGCCCAAAGUGGCAAAAGAGAGGAGACCAGAGACUGAGGAGCAAAAGGGCUUGGGCUUGAGACAAAAGAAGCCAGAGGACAAAGCGCCAGAAGCAACAAAAGACCAGAAGGAAGAAAGGCAGAAAAGCAAGGGCAAAGACACUGCAGAGACUGAGGAGCCAAAGCCUCUGAAGAAAAAGAAGCCACCAGAGGACAAAGCGCCAGAAGCGGCAAAAGAGAGGAAAGAAGAGAGUCACAAAAGCAAGGGCAAAGAUCCUGCAGAGACUGUGGAGCCAAAGCCCAUUAAGAAAAGGAAGCCACCAGAGGACAAAGCACCAGAAGCGGCAAAAGAGAGAAAAGAAGAGAGGCAGAAAAGCAAGGGCAAAGAUCCUGCAGAGAAUGAGGAGCCAAAGCCCAUGAAGAAGAAGGAGCCGCCAGAGGACAAAGCGCCAGAAGCGGCAAAAGAGAGGAAAGAAGAGAGUCACAAAAGCAAGGGCAAAGAUCCUGCAGAGACUGACGAGCCGAAGCCUAUGAAGAAAAAAAAGCCACCAGAGGACAAAGCGCCUGAAACAGCAAAAGAGAGGAAAGAAGAGAGGCAGAAAAGCAAGGGCAAAGAUCCUGCAGAGACUGAGAACGAACAGUCCCUGAAGAGAAAAAAGCCGCCAGAGGACAAAGCGCCAGAAGCGGCAAAAGAGAGAAAAGAAGAGAGGCAGAAAAGCAAGGACAAAGAUCCUGCAGAGACUGAGGAGCCAAAGCCUAUGAAGAAGAAGAAGCCACCAGAGGACAAAGCGCCAGAAGCGGCAAAAGAGAGAAAAGAAGAGACUGCAGAGUCUUUGAAGAAAAAGAUGACUUCAGAGAACCAAGCGCCCAAAGUGGCAAAAGAGAGGAGAGAAGAGAUUGCAGAGACUGAGAAGGAACGGUCCCUGAAGAGAAAGAAGUCGCUAGAGGACAAAGCGCCAGAAACGGCAAAAGAGAGGAAAGAAGAGACUGCAGAGACUGAGAAGGAACAGUCCCUGAAGAGAAAGAAGCCGCCAGAGGACAAAGCGCCAGAAGCGGCAAAAGAGAGGAAGGAAGAGAGGCAGAAAAGCAAGGGUAAAGACUCUGCAGAGAUUGAGGAGCCAAAGCCCGUGAAGAAAAAGAAGCCGCCAGAGGACAAAGCGCCAGAAGCGGCAAAAGAGAGGAAAGAAGAGAGUCAGAAAAGCAAGGGCAAAGAUCCUGCAGAGAUUGAUGAGCCAAAGCCUCUGAAGAGAAAGAAGCCGCCAGAGGACAAAGCGCCAGAAGCGGCAAAAGAGAGGAAAGAAGAGAGGCAGAAAAGCAAGGGUAAAGACUCUGCAGAGAUUGAGGAGUCAAAGCCCAUGAAGAGAAAGAAGCCACCAGAGGACAAAGCGCCAGAAGCGGCAAAAGAGAGAAAAGAAGAGACUGCAGAGUCUUUGAAGAAAAAGAUGACUUCAGAGAACCAAGCGCCCAAAGUGGCAAAAGAGAGGAGAGAAAAGAUUGCAGAGACUGAGAAGGAACAGUCCCUGAAGAGAAAGAAGCCACCAGAGGACAAAGCGCCAGAAGCGGCAGAGAGGAAAGAAGAGAGGCAGAAAAGCAAGGGCAAAGACUCUGCAGAGACUGAGGAGCAAAACUGCGCUAAGAAGGGUGAGGAAAGGAAGGCUCAGACAAGUCAGGCGAGGGAAAGACAAACAGAAAGCGACGUGAACACGGUUUCAAGGUCCAAAAAGUUGGCAAUGGAAGCCGGAAAGAAUUUGGGCCCGAAGGAGUUGAAGUUAGUCAGUGAUUUGCCAGGGUAUGGAUCAGCAAAUCCGACCGCCAGAUUCAAGAAAUUGAGACCAGGACCUGCUGAAGUCGUUGAGCUUUAAGAGUUGCUUGCCAAAA